GUGUUUAAUACUAUCGAUAGGGAUGACGAUGGCAGCUGUUUUGUUUCGAUGGUGUAAAGUUUUGCUUUUCUUCCUAUUUCUAUUUCUAGUUGAGGGAAGAAAACAUCAUUUAAAACUUAUUAAUGAUAAGCGUAGACAUUUCUCUGUAAGCACGUUUGGAUUUCUGAAAGGUGGAAGACUUGAAGUUCAAGUUAACGAAUUAUCGUUUACGCCAUCCAGUCCGGGAGCCAAGGUUGGUUUUAGUCUAACCAGAACAGUUAGUGAUAGUGUGACUCCAUAUUUGGAAAACCAGGAGAAGAAAUGUAUUCUUAUGGAUAACUCGUAUGAAGACAAUAGCAUUGAUCUAAUAUCAUUUGUGUUAGAUUUAAAAAUAAAAUACUCAGAGUUAAUUGUAGCCAAGUGUUCUCAGCACUUCAUAUUGGAACCAAUCCCAAAUGGAAUCCAACAGAUCAAAUCUCUAGUCGGAGAAAAAGAAGAAUAGAAGAACUUACCAGUGAUAGUUAUCUUCUUAUCCGCCGAAGAAGACGGUCUAUUAAUUCUUACAAUGGUGGUCAGAUUAAUGAAAAGACCCAAGCAUCUGUUAAGAGUAAGGAAGAUGACGAUGAUGAUAAAGAAGACAAAAACAGAAAAAAUAGUGUAAAGAACAAAGUAUCUGAUACUAAAAACAAUGGGGAAGUUGCGGGGGAUAGUGAUAACGGAGAAAGAAGCAACACAAAUAAGUCUAGAGUUGAUCAGGAAAAAGCUGUUGAAAAUGUUAUUGACCAUAAGCGGCCACCAGAUGGUGAAUAUUACACUGAAACGGAGGUUAUGGGAAAGAAUAUCCAAAGAAAUGAUUGUUCUGCUCCUGUUUUGAUACCAAUCAACAAGACAGGCAAUGUUUAUAGUUUUCAGUUUUUUGUUUUGAUUGGAGAGGAUAUCCACAAGGGACUUUACAGUUUAUACUUUCAUAACUGUGCUAACUACCAAUUGCGAGACCAAUCCACUGUGGUAAACCUGACUAUGGUCAUUACAGAAGAGAAUCGAGGAAUCUAUCUAUCGGCUGGAGAGAUCCCCUUGCCUCAACUGUAUUUUGGACUGUCCUUGGUUUUCUUUAGUCUUGGGUGUUUUUGGAUUUAUGUUAUUAGAAAAAAGAAAGAAGAAGCCUUUAAAAUCCAUUACUUAAUGGGAUUAUUAGUGUUUUUGAAAUCUUUUUCUCUGCUCUUUCAUGGGAUAAAUUACUACUUUAUAGCACGAGAAGGAUUCCACAUUGAAGCAUGGGCUGUGCUGUUCUACAUAACUCAUCUCCUGAAAGGAGCAUUGCUGUUUGUCACUCUUGUACUGAUUGGCACUGGUUGGACAUUCAUAAAGCACAUCUUUACUGACAAAGAAAAAAAAAUGUUCAUCAUCGUCAUACCUCUUCAGGUAUUGGCCAAUGUUGCAGAAAUUAUCAUGGAAGAGAGUGAAGAGGGUGAAGCUCAACAUAGCACUUGGAGGGAAGUUUUCAUCUUGGUUGAUCUCUUGUGCUGUGGAGCCAUACUCUUUCCAAUUGUGUGGUCCAUCAGACAUCUUCGAGAAGCCUCCCAGACUGAUGGAAAAGCUGCAGUCAACUUGCAGAAACUCAAACUCUUUAGGCACUUUUAUAUCAUGAUUGUCUGCUAUAUCUACUUCACCAGGAUUAUUGUGUAUCUUCUCAAGAUUACUCUGCCUUUCCAAUAUGAGUGGCUGGAUGAGUUUUUUAAAGAAGGAGCCACGCUAACAUUCUUCAUUCUAACUGGUUACAAUUUCCGCCCCACUCUCAGAAACCCUUAUUUCCGGCUAUCUCAAGAUGAUCCAGAUCUAGAAAUGGAAGAGGUGGUAACUAAAACAGGGCUGACCGAAGGCAUUUCCAAGACCGUGGAAUCAAGAAACCACGGUGGUAAUUCUAGAAUUUCUCAGCGAGAAAUAAGUCAUGAAGAUGAUUGAUGCUAGAAGAUACCAACGUACUGUGUGAAAUAUUUAAUUUUUGUUUCUGUUUAUGAGAUUCAAUUAUGCACAGUUUAACACAAAAAUUCAGCUAUUGGUUCAGUAAGUUGUUUAGAAAUUAUUCUUCUGCCCCUCCCUCAACCCCUGAAAAAAAAAACAAUCUUGAACUGAGCUAAUCUUGUUUAACCACAUUUAAACAUUUUCUAUUUGUUUUGGUACUUUUACAAUAGGUAAAGUUUUAACUACUGAUGUUUAUUUUUCUUUCAAAUCUUUUUUUUUACCCCCCACCCCCCAAAGAAAAGUUUCAAAAUGAAUCAAAAUUAUUCUUCUGUCCCUCCCCUAAUCCCUCACACCCCUGAAAACAACAAUAAAACAAUCUCGAAAUGAUAUAAUAUUGCUGAACUAUUAUUAAGUAUUUAAUAAUACUUGGUAGUUUCGCAACUUUAUUUACAGAUAUUUGUUUUUUCUUUCAAACCCCCCCCCCAAACAAAAGUUUUAAAAUGAAUCUUUAGAUAGAAAGAAGGGACCCACUCAAGCAUUUUAAUACACCUCUUUGUUCUUAUAGUUGAUCGUAGCUUUUGAACACCAGAUUUUGUCAACAAUCUGAUUAGUGUAUCUCCGUACAAUAGUUUUAUAAAUCUUGAAUAGUGUAAGAACACCGUAAUGUGGUAAUUAGGCAGUCUUGUUUACUUGUAUUAGCAAAAACAAGUUAUGACAUGACUUUACAGGAGUACGGGAUUAUUUGUUUUCUUUCUGAAAUAUAUGCUUAACUGUCUGAAACAUCAUGUACAUAAGUAAAGAAUAAAGUAAGUAAUUAUUUGAAACUCGUAAGAUCUGCAGGUGUAUCAGCUCCAGAUAACGCUGCUUAGUAAAAAUUCAGUUAAGUUUAUAUUACAAAGUCUGUAGGAAAAUACUGCAGAACUUCUAAAACAUCGAGCUUCUGUGCAGAUUUUCAGUGUUUUUGUAAUAUUCUAGAGACAUUUUGCAUUCAAUAUUGUUGACAACCAAGUGUGUACGGACAGGUAUGUGUGUACUUGUUCGCUGUGGGAUACCUCUGCAUAAGGAAAAAUACUUUAUGUGUAUGAAAUUUUUCCCCAGGGCAACGAGAUUGCAUGGAUGGCUAUAUAUUUGAGUGUAUGUACUGAAUUGGAAAUAGAACAACAAUAAAUAUUUAUUAUUUCAGCUUGUUGAAAUUAGGUAAAUUAAAUUAGUGUUCUGAAAUGUCCAAAGUUAUGUUUGGGUCAAUGUACUUGACCAUCACUUUUGACAUUAUUCGGAAAUAAGUGAAAGUGAAUUAAUAAAGAGUACAACACUGUA
Molecule: messenger RNA, 3258 nt
Organism: Limulus polyphemus (Atlantic horseshoe crab)
Lineage: Eukaryota; Metazoa; Arthropoda; Merostomata; Xiphosura; Limulidae
Product: protein GPR107-like
Exons: 16
Coding region: 808-1941 (377 amino acids)
Biological process (GO): transport
Cellular component (GO): membrane; Golgi apparatus
Source: RefSeq, a predicted model, not a curated record